CGCUGCGCAUGUGCAUCAAUCCCUAGCGAUACGAUUUUUCUGUCGCGAUAUACCGAUUUCCACAGGGACGGGCUCCACCAACACGCCCCUGAGACAACUCGCGGCCCACGACUCGGAGAAUAAUUUAGCGAAUGCAGUCAGGCAGCAAAGCGACCAGCCCAUCACCAGGCCGACCAGUCAACUGCUAGCUACCCAACUUGCGCACAUGCACCGCCCGUCCUCUCACCACACGCACUCCACGUCACACCCGAGCAUCGACUCGACGACUACACCACCACCACUCCUCACAGCCCGCCAUGGCUGAAGCCGAGGAAUUCUCGCAGCUGCCGCUGCUGGAACAGUUCCAGCACAAGAACUGGAAAGCUCGCAAGGGCGGCUAUGAAACCGCAGCAAAGGAGUUCAAGACUGCACAGCCGAGCAGCGAUAUUGUCAAAGACUUCACAUAUGAUCAUGGCGUCUGGAAGAACGCAGUGGGCGAUGCGAAUGCUGCAGCGCAACAAGAAGCCCUGCUCGCUUAUAAUGCGUUCUUGGACGCCGCGGGCACUGAUGGUGCGCGCAAGACAAGGAGCCAGACUGUACAACCAGCGGUGGAGAAGGGUUUGACAGGACGACCCGCAGCCAAGGCAGCCGCGCUCGAGACGAUAUUGUUGCUGAUCGAGCUGGACAAGCCGGAGCCGAUCGUUGAAGAGCUGCUGCCAUUUCUGUCGCACAAGACACCCAAGAUGAUCAUUGCUGCGCUGUCGGCGCUCAAGGAAAUCUACCAUGCAUACGGGUGUAAGACUGUCGAGCCGAAACCGGUUCUGAAGCUGAUGCCCAAGAUGUACGGACACGCGAAUAAGGAUGUGCGAGCAGAGGCGCAAGCGCUCACUGUAGAGCUGUAUAGAUGGUUACGCGAACCCAUGAAGCCACUGUUCUGGGGCGAUUUGAAAGACGUACAGCAGAAGGAUCUAGACAAGCUGUUCGAGCCUGUGCAAGCAGAGCCAGCGCCGCAACAAGAGCGUUUACUGCGAUCACAACAGGCGGCUAAGGAGCGUCAAGUCGAAGCUGCCGCUACUGCAGGUGGAGAAGAAGAGGACAUGGAGGAAGAGGCGGCAAUUGACCUGGAGCCAGAGUUCGAAGCUGUGGAUGUGGCCAAGAAGCUGCCCGACGACUUCAAUGACCGAAUAGGGAGCUCAAAGUGGAAGGACAGAAAAGAGGUCAUGGACGAGGUAUUUGCACUCGUCAAUGUGCCAGCGAUACAGGAAGGCUACUUUGAUGAUGUAAUUCGAGGAUGCGCGAAGAGCAUGAAAGACGCAAACAUCGCUGUGGUCACAGUGGCCGCAAAUGUGGUGGAGUGUUUGGCCAAAGGCCUCAAGAAAGCAUUUGGCAAGUACAGGAGCCAGGUUCUCUCGUCGAUGCUGGAGCGGUUGAAGGAGAAGAAGCCUACAGUCACUGACGCGCUUGGAGCUGCUUGUGAUGCUGUCUUCGCCGCGACCAGCCUGGGUGACAUUCAAGCAGAUGUCCUUGAGGCGCUCAAAAACAAGAAUCCGCAGAUCAAGGAGAACAGCGCCAAGUUCAUGGCGCGAGCACUGAAGACGACGCGGGAGCCUCCCUCGCUUGAGCAAACGAAAGAGAUCGCCGAAGGAUGCAAGAAGCUGUUGACGGAAAGCGCUGCUCCUCUCAGAGACGCUGGCGCGGAAGUUCUUGGUAUCAUGUGGAAGAUCAUGGGCGAUCGGAACAUGCUGGCACAUCUUGAAGGUCUUGACGACAUUCGCAAAACGAAGAUUACAGAGAUGCGUGAUGCUGCAGAAGUUCGUGCCAAAUGGAAGCCAAAGGCAGCGCCCGCACCAAAAGCCGCCGCUCCCGCUGCAGGGAAGAAGCCUGCGCCUGGAACGCGAAGACCUGUCCCAGGUGGAGUCAAGAAGGCGCCUCCGAAGUCGGCUAGUCCCCCCUUCACGGAUGAUGCCCCCAUGCAACCACGACCUACAAGCAAACCGGGCCUCAAGCCACCGGGUGGGCUGCGAGCUCCAGGUGGCAUCAAGCCCCCGAGCUCUGGCUACGGCGUGGAUCGGGGAAAGCUUCCGGCGUCGUCUCUUGCAUCUCCCAAGCGCCAGGGCGUCAUUCUGGACGAGCCUCCACAGGCGCCUGCCACUCCCCGGGCUGGGCUGGGCCGUGGCCUGGCUGGGAGGCCACUGGCAAAACCAUCCGCUGCACCGGUCUCACCUCCUACGCAACGCAAUCACGAUCCGGCAUCUUCAGCUCUCAGCGCAAUAGAACGCCAGGAGUUAACAGAUCUCCGAGCUGAAGUAGACCUCGUCCGUGACCAAGCCUCGACUCUGCGCAAUGAGAAGCUCAAACUGUCGUCCCAAGUUUCAGAGCUCCAGGUGCAGAAUGCACAGUUGAUUGAGGAUCAUACACGUGAUGUGCUACAGAUCAAAGCCAAGGAGACACAGUUAGUACGCGCUCGCUCUGAUGCCGAAAGCUCCGAGGAUCGCGCCAACAGUCUUUCAAGAGAGAUUGACAGACUGAAGCGCGAGAUUGCCAGACUCGGUCGACAACACGCUGGGAGAGACAGCCCUGUGGAUGGCCUCAAUGGCGGAGGACCCACGUCCCCGCCUCCGCGGCCCGGUUAUGGUACGCAGAGGACAUAUAAUAUGCCCAGCUCGCGCGCGUACAGCAAUAUUGACCCCAAUCAUGGCUACUCGAAUGGAGGAGAUGGUGCAGAGCGACCGAGCUCGAGAGCAUUAUCCGGCGGAUCGAGUGGACGGGCGACGCCCAAUGGCGACGGCGCGAGCAGUCUGCGAGGAAGUCAACUGGGCGGAGAAGGUGUCGAAAGCUGGAGAAGAGCAGCAGAGGUCACCCAAAACCUCAAAGCAAGAAUAGAGAUGAUGAAGGCUCGCCAGAAUAUUGGACGUGGACAAUAGAACGGUCCCAGCAGCGACGUCGGGACCUCGAGAUUCGCAUCGAUCCCAGGCCCACCACGAGCAGCGCCAGCUGACCCACCAGGACUGCAUAUUGAGGCAGAUUCUGACGACGAGACGCUUAAUGAACGGAGAGGACCAAUUCUCCAAAAGCAACGGAAGAAAGCUCUGGCGGGAAAAGAUGUUAUUGCGUCUGCCGACAGUGGCAGUAGCCUCGACCCCUGCUUCGACGAGGACACCAAGCAUAAGAGCGGCUCUCCUCAACACGCUCGUGGUAGAAUUGACUCUGCGCCGAUUUGCUCAUGAUUGCAACAACUCUCCUCCGCGAACAUUGAUUGCAAACCCGAUCCGGCAGGACCUUUCGUAGACUCACCUUUUUUUUAUUCGGGUACGGCACUUCCCGUAAAGAACCUCAUGAUCACGAUGGCGCGAGCAUGAGCAAUAAUGGCAUACUUUGGGCGAUUGAUGCAUACAAGGGGUGAUACCAAGGAGGUAUUUGGGGCGCACAUCGGAUGGACAAAUGUUGUCCUGCCGAGGUACGAUUGCUCGAUGGAAGAGAGGUACAGCUCGGUAUUUUCCCCCAUGGGCACUAGGUAGUAGUAAGGUAGUAGUAGUAGUCCGGCAGAUGGCCGGCGUAGUGCUGAAUCAC
This is a messenger RNA of Sphaerulina musiva SO2202, 3549 nucleotides long. RefSeq lists its product as uncharacterized. Gene Ontology annotation, molecular function: microtubule plus end polymerase activity; microtubule plus-end binding. Gene Ontology annotation, biological process: establishment or maintenance of microtubule cytoskeleton polarity; microtubule polymerization; mitotic spindle organization. The record is from RefSeq and is a predicted model, not a curated record. Gene Ontology annotation, cellular component: spindle pole body; spindle pole; kinetochore. The transcript is spliced from 3 exons. Lineage: Eukaryota; Fungi; Ascomycota; Dothideomycetes; Mycosphaerellales; Mycosphaerellaceae. The coding region runs from base 297 to 2903 and encodes 868 amino acids.